Messenger RNA from Jaculus jaculus (lesser Egyptian jerboa), 1257 nucleotides. RefSeq names its product napsin A aspartic peptidase (gene Napsa). The coding region runs from base 1 to 1257 and encodes 418 amino acids. NCBI's taxonomy places the organism in Eukaryota, Metazoa, Chordata, Mammalia, Rodentia, Dipodidae. The record is from RefSeq and is a predicted model, not a curated record. Gene Ontology annotation, cellular component: lysosome. The transcript is spliced from 9 exons. Gene Ontology annotation, molecular function: aspartic-type endopeptidase activity. Gene Ontology annotation, biological process: proteolysis.
AUGGCGCUGCCGCUGCUACUGAUGUACCUGCUGCUGGGGAAUGCUGUGUUUGCUGAGGCCACACUGAUCCGAGUCCCCCUCCGCAGGCUCCACCCUGGACACAGGACCCUGACCCCACUGAGCACAUGGGGACGGUCAGCACAGGGUCCUCGGUUGGGAAGCUCAGCCUCUGAUGACAAGCCCACCUUUGUGCCUCUUUCCAACUUUAUGAAUGCCCAGUAUUUUGGGAACAUUGGUCUGGGGACACCUCCUCAGAACUUCUCCGUUGUCUUUGACACUGGCUCCUCCAAUCUCUGGGUCCCAUCCACUCGAUGUCGCUUCUUCAGUGUGCCCUGCUGGUUCCACCACCGUUUCAAUCCCGAAGCCUCCAGCUCCUUCCAGCCCAUUGGGACCAAGUUCGCCAUACAAUACGGAACUGGGCGGCUGUCUGGGAUCCUGAGCAAAGAUUCGCUGAAUAUCGGAGGAAUUGAUGGUGCCUCAGUGACCUUUGGGGAGGCUCUGUGGGAGCCCAGCCUGGUUUUCACUUUGGCCCACUUCGAUGGGAUACUGGGCCUCGGCUUCCCUUCUCUGGCCGUGGGAGGAGUUCAGCCCCCUCUGGACACACUGGUGGAGCAGGGGCUACUGGAGAGGCCUGUCUUCUCCUUUUACCUCAACAGAGACCCCGAAGAAGCUGAUGGAGGAGAGCUGGUCCUGGGGGGCUCAGACCCAGCUCACUACAUCCCCCCACUUACCUUCAUGCCUGUCACCAUCCCUGCCUACUGGCAGAUCCACAUGGAGCGUCUGAGUGUAGGCACAGGGCUGACUCUCUGUGCCCAGGGCUGUGGUGCAAUCCUGGACACAGGCACAUCCCUUAUCACAGGACCCAGCGAGGAGAUACGGGCUCUGCAUGUGGCCAUUGGGGCGUUCCCCUUUCUGGGUGGGCAGUACUUCAUCCAGUGCUCCAAAAUCUCAACGCUGCCCCCAAUCUCCUUUCUCCUCGGUGGUGUCUGGUUCAACCUCACGGCCCAGGACUAUGUCAUUCAAAUUCCUCAGGCUGGCUUCCGCCUCUGUUUGUCUGGCUUCCAGGCCUUGGACAUCCCAAAGCCUGCAGGACCCCUCUGGAUUCUCGGCGACGUCUUCUUGAGGACUUACGUGACGGUCUUCGAUAGGGGAGACAAGAAGACUGGGGCUCGCGUGGGUUUGGCGCGCGCUCGUCCACGUGCAACUGAGCGGCGAGGGGGCGGGGCCGUGCGGGCGCCGUUCCACGGCACAUCCUAG